AUGGACAGGUUAAGUUACUUGCAUGAUGAGGUUCUUUUGGAUAUAUUGUCGUUUCUGCCUAGUGCUAAAGAGGUUGUGUCCACAAUGGUUUUGUCAAAACGGUGGCGAUUUCUUUGGAAGAUGGUGCCAAGGCUUGUGUACGAUGAUAGCUAUCAGACCACUGAGAAGGGAAAUUUUUCGACCUUUGUAGACAGGUCUUUGGUGUUGCACAAGGCUCCAGUUCUAGAAACUUUGCAUUUCAAACUCGGUAAAAUCUCUGGUUCCGGAUAUACUCUGGUUAGUGCUGCAGAUUAUAAAUCGUGUGUGCGCGAACUGGUUGUAGAGAUUGAUAUUUCUCCUAGUAGUAGUCAGACUCCAGUGGUGGUUCCAUGGAGCUUGUAUAGUCGCAUUUGUACAAUGCUUGCGAGCUUGAUACUACAUAACGUGGUUCUGGUGGAAUUUUCUGCCCCAGUUUCUUUUCCAUCCCUAAAAGAGUUAGAGCUUAAAUCCGUGAAGUACUCUGGUAAUGAGUCUGUCAACAAGCUUAUAUCCAGUUGUCCUGUUCUUGAAUACUUGGCUGUAGAACAAUGUAAAGGGGACAAUCUCACCACUUUGAGAGUUAGAGUGCCAUCACUAAAGCGUUUAUCCUUAAUAGAACAUGAAAACAAUGUUGUUCAUGAGUUUGUGAUAGAUGCUCCUUCUUUGGAACGCUUGAAGAUUGUUGAUUAUUCUCUUGGGUCUCGUAUCGUUGAGAGUAAUAUGAGCAGGAUCAUCACCGCAAGUAUCGACUUGUGGUCUCCUCAAACAGAGCAGCUUUUGGAUUCUCUAACUUCAGCCAAAAGUUUUUUUCUCUGCCUACCAAACUCAAAGGAUGCGUAUCCUGUUGGUAGAAUAUUUCGGUCUCUUGUACAUUUAACUAUAUGCACAUGUGAGACAGAAUGGUUGAACGUACUUAUACGUGUGCUGAGAGAUUCCCCUAAUUUAAAAUCUCUCAAAAUUCAAAAGUACCAUUGCUUUCGGAGUGGCGAGAGGCGCCCGUGCUGGAAAGAAACGAGCUUGGUGCCUGAAUAUCUGUUACCUAGCCUUGAAACCUUUGAAUUGGUAGAUUAUGGAGGAACAGAAACAGAGAAAGAAGUAGUAGCAUUCAUCUUAAGAAUCGCAAGCUGUUUAAAGCAGGCCACUAUAAAGACCUCUAAACCCAUUGACCACGACAAGAAACUUGAGAUGCUUAAGGAUUUUCCAGUAUCAUCUAGGCGUUCACCAGCUUGUCUGCUUGCUUUCAGCUGGAGCUGUGCUAUACCUUAA
Capsella rubella is the source of this 1284-nucleotide messenger RNA. Its product is annotated as putative FBD-associated F-box protein At5g56390. The coding region runs from base 1 to 1284 and encodes 427 amino acids. The record is from RefSeq and is a predicted model, not a curated record. Gene Ontology annotation, molecular function: protein binding. Lineage: Eukaryota; Viridiplantae; Streptophyta; Magnoliopsida; Brassicales; Brassicaceae. The transcript has 3 exons.